Messenger RNA from Protobothrops mucrosquamatus (brown spotted pit viper), 2199 nucleotides. RefSeq names its product zinc finger BED domain-containing protein 1-like. Gene Ontology annotation, molecular function: protein dimerization activity; DNA binding. NCBI's taxonomy places the organism in Eukaryota, Metazoa, Chordata, Lepidosauria, Squamata, Viperidae. The transcript is spliced from 2 exons. The record is from RefSeq and is a predicted model, not a curated record. The coding region runs from base 1 to 2199 and encodes 732 amino acids.
AUGGAAGAUGUGGGCUCCAAAAGGAUCAGUGACUUCUUACAGAAAUGCGUCAAACUAGAGGACAGCGAGGGGGGCCCUCCACCCAAGGAGAUCUUGGACGUUCAAAGUCUCCCUCUAGUCAUGCCAUCCUAUCCUCAGACAGUGCAAGAGGAAAUUUCCAUGGUUUUCAAUACUUGUGCAGUGCCAGCCAAUCUGGGCCCCUGUACCAGGAGGCGGCGCGAGAAAGGCAGCGGCCACGACGGGACCAGCACGUCUCUCUACGUCGACCGGCGCAAGUCCAAAGUCUGGAACUAUUACACCAAGCUGGGCGACGCCUACGUGGAAUGCAACGUCUGCAAGAAGCAGCUGUCCUUCCACAACAGCACCACCACCAUGCGCGAACAUCUGGUGCGGAAGCACAGCAUCCGUGACACCUUGCUCUCGCAGCUGAAGGACGACCAGGCGCCCGACCCGGACUACGCAGCUCAGGAGAACGCCAUAAAAAGAGCUCGCCAGCUGACCCCGGAGAGCAACAAUCCGUAUCAUACCGUGGCCUGCACGGAACCCAGGACGGAUGUGAUCCUGGAACUGGUGCUAGAAAUGAUCUUUCGGGACCUGCAUCCGCUCUCCGUGGUGAAAGACAAAGGUUUUGGCCUUCUCAUUGGCUACUUAGAACCUAGCUUUGUUCUGCCCUCCCCGGUGCAGCUCUCUAGCAUGUUGUGGCAUCGAUACAAUGUGGUCAAGCAACAUCUGGAACACUACCUGCAGACAGCUCAGUCGAUCGUCAUCUGUGCCGAAUUCUGGCUGUCUCACCCCAACCAGAGGUACCUGACGAUGGUGACUAAUUUUAUCGACGGAGAAUGGCGGCGGGCGAGAUGCAUCCUGGAGAGCCAGCAGGUCCACGAGAACAAAGCAGAGCGCAACCUGGGAGACAGGCUGUAUGCAGUCCUCGCGGACUUCGGGCUGUCCAACAAAUCAGUCUUCUGCAUGAUGCACGACAGCCUGCAGGAUUUGGAGGCCAAUUCGUCCCACCUGAAAUGCAUCUAUGGUUGGACCAGCCUGUGCUGCGCAGCUCAUCUGCUCCACCUCUGCGUCAAGGUGGGCCUUGAGGUAGAGCAGGUGCAGGAAGCGUUGGCGGCCGCUCGAAGCGUCGUCUGUUAUUUCCAGCAAGAUGCCAAAGCUACUUGCUCCCUCAACAGCAAACUGGAAGCUAUCAACAAGACCAAGCUGAAACUGGUCAUGGACACUGGGGCUCGGUGGAUAACGACCAUCGAGAUGUGCGAAUGCCUGCUGGAUCUCAAGUGGGCCAUCAUGUCUGUGCUGGAGGAACAUCCCAAGGGGCCUUCGGUGGUCCAGAAUUUGGCCGAUCACCAGUGGAAGCUCUUGCAGGACCUGGUGCCCGUGAUGAGGACGCUUAAGAUCGCCACGUCGUUCUUGCGAGAAGAGCAAAACUUCUCCAUUGCCUCCCUGAUGCCUUGCAUCCAUGGCAUCAUCACCGCCAUCGGGCAACAGGCGGAAGGAGCCAGCGGCAUCAUCAAGACAGUGGUCCACAAUAUCAGAGGAGAGCUCACCCAGCGUUGGGGUAUCUCGGAUGAAGCCAAGUUGCUGGAGAGCCCGGCGGUCAUCGCAUCGUUUCUAGACCCUCGAUUCAAGGAAAUGAGGUUCCUCAGCCCGAGCCUGCGGAGCGAGCUGCACAAAAAAAUCAAGGCCAUGUUGUCCCAGUUCUUCAAUCCUCAGACGCCGCUGACCACCCAGUUCUGGGUGCCCAAUUCUGAUUACAAAGCAGAGGUCAGUGAAGCAACCGGCCAGCUUGCUGCUCACAAGGAAAGAGGUUCGAGUGGACAAUCUCAAAGUAUGUAUGAUAUCCUUCUGGGGAAAGACCCGACAGAGAGCAUGCCCGAGAUCCAUCAGCAGCUGGAGAACUACAUCGUGGAACCCCUUUGCAAGCGUAGCACUAACCCCUUGGAUUGGUGGAAGAGCAACGAACACCGCUUCCCCUCGGUGGCCCGGUUAGCCCGGCAAUAUUUGGCUAUACCGGCCACAGUUGUCCCACCGGAUCAGGCCUUUGCCGCUAGCGAAAGUGCGCUGGAGCACCGGAGAGGUGUACUGGCUCCCGAAAACCUGGACCAAAUUCUUUUCUUGCACCAGAAUUUUGACUUUUUAGAAUCGAUGCGCAACGGGAACGAGAAUCUGAGUAAGUCUGCGCACAGCCAGUAUUGA